Molecule: messenger RNA, 1719 nt
Organism: Fraxinus pennsylvanica
Lineage: Eukaryota; Viridiplantae; Streptophyta; Magnoliopsida; Lamiales; Oleaceae
Source: the annotation of a GenBank genome assembly
AUGAGCGCACACUCGAGUUUUCGGUCCAGCGCCGACCCGGGAUUUGGCUUCAACAUCGACGAAGGGAGAUGGGUUGCUUACGUUCGUCGAACCCUAGAGGAAGAACUUGAGGAAGACACACAAAUUCCAGUUAGUAUCUUCAUUGUUCCGAAAACCCUAUUGCUGAGUGCUCCGGAUUCUUACAUCCCAAAAGAAGUUGCCCUUGGCCCUUACCAUUGUUUUCGUCCCGAGCUUUACGACAUGGAGAAAUACAAACUUGCUGCUGCACAAAGAUAUCAGAGAGAAACCCCAAACAAAAAACUCCAAAACCUUGUUGAUCAGUACCUCAAAUUCGAGCUCAAGAUUCGAGCUUACUACCAUAAACCGUUAAACUUUAGUGGCGAAACUUUAGCAUGGAUGAUGGUGGUGGAUGCAUCUUUCUUGUUCGAGUUUCUUCAAGUCUGUGCUGUCGGAAAAGGCAAGGUACCAGCUAAUGUUCCAUCACGAAUGUCACAUUUGGUUGAAUUAGCAGCAAAUAAGGCAGCAAACAACGCCAUAUUUAGAGAUCUUAUAAUGCUUGAGAACCAAAUUCCAUUAUUUGUGUUGAGGGAAUUGUUAGAAUUUCAGUUCUCAUCAAUAGAGUUGGCAGAUGACUGGCUACUUUCCAUGUUAAUUGGACUCAGCAAAGAUCUUUCUCCAUUCAAGAUGGUGGAAAAAUUCCCCAAAAUACAGCUCAUGGAAUGUACUCAUUUACUCGAUUUUGCAUAUCGUUUUAUCGUGCCAAAUUUGGAGGAACAAUCUCUUGAUCAUCAUAUAGCUGAAAUUGAGGAAGAUGGUGAAUCAAAGGAAGGCGAGAAGGAUUCUUUCACAGGAGAACCGAGUUACCUAAAGCGGCUCGUUGAUGAGGUAUGGAAUAUCCUUUCUAAAUUAGAAAAAGGACUAUUAUGUCAAUGGAUCAAAUGCAUAAUCUUUUCGAAACCUUUAAAAGUGGUUGUGAAGUUGCCUUGCACUAUUAUAUCUAAGGUUCCCGUCUUAAAAAUGUUAAAACAACCAUUGGAACAAGUAUUCAGUGCCUUACAUAAAGGAGUGGAGAAGAAAGAAGAUGAAGAUUCCGACUCUAAAGGUAACAAAGAAGAACCUCCAUCGAUAGAAGAAAUUUCAAUCCCUUCUGUAAGUGAUCUCGUUGAAGUUGGAGUUUGCUUUGUGCCAACUAAUGAAGGCAUCCAAAGCAUUAAUUUCGACAUAAAAACUGCCACACUUUAUCUCCCUAUCAUUUGUGUAGAUGUGAGUUCGGAUAUUGUUUUAAGAAACAUGGUGGCAUAUGAAGCGUGUAGAGUAUCAAGGCCAAUGGUUCUGACUCGUUACACAGAAUUAAUGAAUGGGAUUAUUGACACCGAAAAAGAUGCAAGUUUUCUUCGCGAUAAAGGGAUUAUUAUAAACCGUUUGAAGAGCGAUAAAGAGGUGGCGGACCUGUGGAAUGGAAUGAGUAAGUCUAUUAGAUUGACAAAGGUGUCUUUCAUAGAUGAAGUGAUUGUAGAUGUGAACAAGUAUUACAACGGAAGGUGGAAGGUUAAAUUUGGAAAAUUCAUGAAGAAAUAUGUAUUUGGUUCGUGGCAGAUUCUCACAUUUCUUGCUGCUAUUAUGCUGUUAUUGCUCAUGUGUUUACAAGCAUUUUGCCAGGUUUAUAGCUGCAGACGCAUUUUUCUUAUCAAAGCCCUCGAAGCCGCGGUGAACGACUAG